CAGCUGAGUGUUUUGACUUUGUCAAAGUAUUGUUUUCUUGAGACUGUUUUUAUUUCCCGAAUUUCGGGUGUUUUUCCAUCAAUUGCCAGGAAGAAUUCUCGCGGAGAGCCUCAUCGGGAUGUCCUCUUCCGACUGGGAUGACUUGAGGAAGCUGGCCAGACGUCUGGAGAAUGACAUCGACCUGAAACUGGUGGCUUUCAGCAAGGUGGGCUCCGGCGGCAGCACAUCCUCCAGUCCCGAUUCGGCGCCGCUCCUUGGAGAACAUAUCUUUGACAAUUUGUCAGUGGAAAUUGAGCAAAUGCUGGAGAAAUUAUCAAACAUCAAUGAUAAGAUGGCAGAGCUUCCAUCGAGCGGCACUUCCAUGAUGAUUCACACUCUGCAGAGACACAGAGAGAUCUUAAACGGCUACCGGCAGGAGUUCAGCAAGAUCCGGGCGAAUCACACCACGAGAAUCGAACGUGAGGAACUGCUGAGAGGUUCUGGCAUUGGAAACUCGUCUUCCCUGACCAGCGGCGGGCUCAGCCGGCGGGAUAUGUAUCUCAAAGAGAGCUCCCACCUCAGCUCCUCGCACAGUCUCAUCAAUGACCAGAUAAGCAUCGCGAUGGAGACGAAAGAACACCUCACGUCGCAGAGGCAAUACUUGAAGCGCAUGCAGACGCGCUUCAAUGACAUCUCCAAUCGCUUCCCAAUGAUAUCCAGCUUGAUUCAGCGCAUAAACAUGAAGAAGCGACGAGAUUCCCUGAUUGUGGGCGGCGUCAUCGCCGUGUGCACCUUCCUCCUGAUCCUCUAUGCAUUUCACUAGAGCAGAGCACCAGUGCCGACGGGGAGUGAUAAGCACGCGGAUUCCCUGAUAAAAUAUCACACUUAUCACUGUUUUUAUUGAGUUUAUUUUUGGAGUAAAACAGGCAGUUUAAUUUAAAUGCGCGC
This is a messenger RNA of Phlebotomus argentipes, 927 nucleotides long. It is a transcript of the gene Gos28, whose product is annotated as Golgi SNAP receptor complex member 1. NCBI's taxonomy places the organism in Eukaryota, Metazoa, Arthropoda, Insecta, Diptera, Psychodidae. Bases 119 to 802 code for a protein of 227 amino acids. The record is from RefSeq and is a predicted model, not a curated record. Gene Ontology annotation, molecular function: SNAP receptor activity. Gene Ontology annotation, biological process: vesicle fusion; endoplasmic reticulum to Golgi vesicle-mediated transport. The transcript is spliced from 5 exons. Gene Ontology annotation, cellular component: Golgi medial cisterna; SNARE complex; Golgi membrane.